AGGUUGCGUCGUCUGGUGAAGCUAGCUGCGGGGAGAACAUAGCUCAUUGCUGAGGCAAGCAAAUCUGAAGAUGUUGCUAUCUUGAAUUGCGACUCCGCUGAGUCGGAGAGAGUGAAAAACGGAGUCGCUGUAUCCCAUGAAAGCUCAACUGUUGAUUCAGAUCUUCUCAUACUUCGUAUUAGCCUCUGUUUGUUUCAUACAAACAACACUCGCCGAUGGCGUGACCCCUGAGGAAGCGAAAGAACUUCGAGAUGAGGUCCGUGAGAUGUUUUAUCAUGCUUUUAAUGGAUAUAUGGAGCAUGCUUUUCCACGGGAUGAACUGAGGCCUCUUUCAUGUGGGGGAGAAGAUUCACUUGGUGGUUAUGCCUUAACUUUGAUUGACUCGUUAGACACUUUGGCUUUACUUGGUGACCAGGAACGCUUCACAAGUUCAAUUGAAUGGAUUGGUAAAAAUCUUCGGUUUGAUAUAAAUAGAACAGUUUCUGUUUUUGAAACCACCAUUAGGGUGCUUGGAGGCUUACUUUCUGCUCAUCUAAUUGCCAGCGAUUAUGCUACGGGUAUGAGAGUUCCAUCAUAUGACAACCAGUUACUGAACUUAGCUGAAGAUCUUGGCAGGAGGUUGUUACCUGCAUUUGACACUCCUACAGGAAUUCCAUUUGGUUCUGUAAAUUUGUUACAUGGAGUUGAUAAACAUGAAAGCAAGAUUACUUCAACAGCUGGAGGAGGGACAUUGACUCUUGAAUUUGGAGUUCUGAGCCGAUUGACAAAUGAUCCCAUUUUUGAACGAGUGACUAAGAAUGCAGUGCAUGGACUUUGGGCACAGCGUUCAAGGCUUAAUCUAGUUGGUGCUCAUAUUAAUGUUUUUACUGGUGAAUGGACCCAGAAGGAUGCUGGGAUAGGAACUAGUAUCGAUUCUUUCUAUGAGUACCUUUUAAAGGCUUAUUUAUUAUUUGGAGAUGAGGAGUACUUGUAUAUAUUUCAAGAAGCUUAUGCUGCUGCCAUGCAUUAUCUUUACAAUGACCCUUGGUAUGUAGAAGUGAAUAUGGAUUCCGCUGCUAUUGUCUGGCCAUUAUUUAAUAGUUUGCAGGCAUUCUGGCCUGGCCUUCAGGUUUUAGCUGGAGACGUUGAUCCUGCAAUUCGUACCCAUGCUGCCUUCUUUAGUGUAUGGAGAAGAUAUGGUUUUACACCAGAGGGUUUUAAUCUUGCGACCCUAAGUGUUCAGCAUGGACAGAAAAGCUAUCCUUUGAGGCCAGAGUUAAUAGAGAGCACAUAUUGGCUGUACAAAGCUACCAGAGAUCCCAGAUAUCUUAAUGCUGGGCGGGACAUAGUUGCUAGUUUACAGUAUGGGGCUCGAUGCCCUUGUGGAUAUUGUCACAUUUCGGAUGUUGAGUCUCACCAUCAGGAAGAUCACAUGGAGAGCUUUUUCCUAGCUGAGACGGUCAAGUAUCUGUGGCUUCUAUUUGAUUUGGCUGUGGGUCCCGAUAACAUUGUGGAAAAUGGGCCAUACAAGUACAUUUUCAGCACUGAAGGCCAUUUACUGCCAGCUACUCCUCAAAUAUCUCUUGUCAAGGAACAUUGUUUAUAUUAUGGGUCAUAUUGUAGAAUGAAUGAUGUAAGACAAAGACCUUUUACUUCAGAGAUUGAAAAUGAUCUACAAGAAUCCAAUGAUAGUACAAUCCAUGGAAGCGGGACUCAUGCUGAGUAUAUGUCAGAUUAUAAACCAACUUCUAUUUCAGGUUUGAUCAAGGGUCUUUGCCCAGGAUUAACUCAUGGGCAGAAGUUUGGUAUAUCAUAUGUGCAUCCACCUGAUCCGCCUCGUGAUUAUGAGACCGUGACCGUUCAACAGAAAGAACCGACCGUUGUACAAAGCCAUGCGGUAUUGGUCAUUCCAAGCCAAAGUCCCAAACCGGACCAUAACAGUGACCAGAAUGAUAAUCAGACUCAUGAAUCUGAUGAGUCUACCUGAAGUGUUAGGAGGGGGACUUCUGGUUCUGGUAGAACUCAAUUUGAUAGACCCCAUGCAGCAUGAAAGAUCGUGUAUGAUCUUGGGCUAAGGAAGUGGAUCAUCAAGGGUGAAGAAUAUUUGUGCCUGUGAAACUCUGGGAUUGCUACCUGAAACAGAUCUUUCAUUUUCAUUAUUUUGUUCAUAAAGCCAAAAGCCUGAUUUUGAUCAUUCUGGCAAAUUUUUUGAUACCGUGGGCAUGAAUGAAGCUAGAGGCCUGAAUUAUGGAUGAACUGGUCUGUUAGAUGCGCCUUCUCAGACUGUUGCCAGAGGCUGAGACAUAAUUUUUGCCUUGUGAGUUACGAUCUGCACUGGGCUCGUGUAACAGAAUUUGUAAUUUUAAAUUUGUUUUUGUUGUGUCAUUAUUUCCAACACAUUUCUGUAACCUGUUGUAGAAAUCUCAUUUGUCUAAAGAUGAUAGGCAUUGUUGUCAGAUACUCGAAGGUGGACCACAGUUUCAAAUGGUAAUGUAGCGAGCCAUUCUCUUA
This is a messenger RNA of Prosopis cineraria, 2490 nucleotides long. Its product is annotated as alpha-mannosidase I MNS4. The record is from RefSeq and is a predicted model, not a curated record. Gene Ontology annotation, cellular component: endoplasmic reticulum; membrane. Gene Ontology annotation, molecular function: mannosyl-oligosaccharide 1,2-alpha-mannosidase activity; calcium ion binding. The coding region runs from base 137 to 1966 and encodes 609 amino acids. Gene Ontology annotation, biological process: carbohydrate metabolic process; endoplasmic reticulum mannose trimming; mannose trimming involved in glycoprotein ERAD pathway. Lineage: Eukaryota; Viridiplantae; Streptophyta; Magnoliopsida; Fabales; Fabaceae. The transcript has 17 exons.